ACUGGGUACGGAACCCUCAUCCCUCUUGAGCCACGCCCAAUGUUCCUCCUUCCUGAGUACUCCUCUCCCUCCGCUUGGACAACUGCUAUCGCUCGUAAAGGCAACCCCGCCUCAAAAGCCUCCAUCAACGGCUGGGAAGCAGUAAAAUGCGUCAUCAACGGUUCCGAAGUCCUCUUAGGCAACAUGCGCCGCAAAUACGCCGAAGAAGGCGGCAACAUCAAAGGCGAAUGGUGCGCCCAAGACGAAGAAAAAUACGCCAAAAAGAAGAAGAAGAAGAGAAAGAACUCGAUGAGUCACAUGAUGAGCAGGUUCAAGAGUGCGGCUGAGCCUAGUCCGGCCAUGAUCGCGGCUAUGCAGCAGGCGGCGAGGGAGCAGCAGGAUGAGAGGGCACGGCAGCGCGCACAACAGGAUUUGGCGGAGUUGUAUUCGCAGAGAUCGGCGACGAGUGCUGCUGCUGCGCUCACUGCUGCUGCUUCAAGAGUCAACGGAAGCCGUCCUUCACAGAAUGGAAAUGGAACGCCGCAUUUAUCGCACAAACGCUCGCAUUCCAGCAUCGACGACUCCGGCGAUCUGGUCAAGGGUGCGGACGUGUUGCUGAGCAUCGCGUCCAAGAGCAAGAAAGAAUCACCAGAAGUCAAGAGUGAAGCCUCGAACCCGCCGGCCGGGCUCGAAAGUUUGGCCGUCGAAGCACUUCUUGGGAUGGGAACCCGUGUUGGUGCGUAAGUUAGGCGUGUGUGGUGUCAAAAGUACUAGUAUUUCUACAUUCUCUUUCGGCUUUUUGGAUAUCGGUGUGACGAGAGUGUUCAGUAUUAUAGCGGUUUGCUUUUUGUUUGCAAUUAUUCUUAGAGGAGGUUUUGAGGUUGGAGUACGCUGUUUGUUUGCUUUUGGGACUGUGAGAUAUCGAUCAAAAGUUAACGUUAAUAUCCCUAAAUAACACCUUGACCGGUUGUCCGCAGUCUAGGCAAUGAAAGUUCCGAUCAUUCGUCAAAAGAAAGUAUCGUGCUCCAGCAUCUUACGACUUCUUCAACACCCUCUAACAAGCACAUCCACCAGAGGAAGUACCA
Molecule: messenger RNA, 1064 nt
Organism: Saitoella complicata NRRL Y-17804
Lineage: Eukaryota; Fungi; Ascomycota; Saitoellomycetes; Saitoellales; Saitoellaceae
Exons: 1
Coding region: 40-723 (227 amino acids)
Source: RefSeq, a predicted model, not a curated record